AUUUAAUGAGUGCAUAACCACAACAAUAAAUUAUAUUUGGUGCUUGUAAAGUGAAGGAUGGUUUAUACAUAGGUGAUGAAUAUGCAGCAAAAGUAUUUAUUUUAAUUUAACAAUCAAGGACAUAGAAUUUAUUGUAGCAAAUAAAAUCGGCUAUAUAGUUAAUUGUUCGUCUGAUUCUAUUGAAAAUCUUUUAGAAAACAUAGGGAUUAUGUAUUUCUCAUUUUAAUGGCCAGAAGACUAGCCAGAAGUAAAGAUUUGUAUUUUAAUCAAGAUAGUUGUCUCAAAAGACUUUGUAAAUAAUGUUUAUGAGUUUAUAGAGGAAAGUGUUACUUUAGGUUAGAGUUGUUUAAUAACCUCUUUACAUGGUUAAAGUAGAGCUUGCUCUCUAGUUACUAUUUAUCUAAUGAAUAAGUAUGAUAGUUAAUUAUUAACUUAAGAUUCAAAUGGUCACUUUAUAAGACUCUAGAAUAUUUGAACUCAAGAAGAAGUGAUUUAGAAAUUAAAACAUCAUUUUUUAAUGUUCUAAAUUAAAUUGAGAAAUUGCUUAAUCCAGAAACUCUCUCAAAAAAAUGGGAAAUGUUUUAUUUAUAAUUUAUAAUAUUUUAGAUAACCUAAUACUAGUCAAGACGAAAUUCUUAUCAUAAAUACAUUUUUCAAUGCUCAAUCAUAAUAAAUAGAUUAGAUUUACAUACAACCAACAGAGUUCUAAAAAAUUAAUAAUAAAUCUUAUAUUUCCUUAAUUGGUUGGAUAGAUUAACAUGUCUAAUAAAAGCAUAAUCCUCUCAAUUAAUUUAAAUCAAUUUUGAAGGUAUUAUAAAACAUUUAAUUAGGGAUCAAAUGCAGUUUUUACUAAGGAUGGUGCAAAUAGAAAAUUUGGGCUAAAAUCUUUUUCGGUUAAUAAAGAAAAUAUACCUGAAAGUGUACCUUAAAGGAAAAACACUCCUUCUCAAAGAUCUACUUAAAGAAGUACUAGCAAUUCAAAAUAAAUGCAAUAACCAUUGAUUGCCUAGCCAUUUAUAAAUUAAUCUUAAAUUCCUACUUCAAAUCUUUAGAAUUAAACAACGAAUCAUAAUUAAAAGAUUCUGACAAAAACUUUUUAAAUACUUCCUCCUUCAGGAUAAAACUCAAAAAAAUAAUUAAUUAUUUAAAAAGAAAAUAAUUACCAGAAAAAAAAUAGUUCAAAUUAAGUAGUCUAUCCAGUAAAGAUUUUAAGACCAAAAAUGCCUAACUUUGAUAAUAUUUGA
Paramecium sonneborni is the source of this 1244-nucleotide messenger RNA. NCBI's taxonomy places the organism in Eukaryota, Ciliophora, Oligohymenophorea, Peniculida, Parameciidae. The record is from the annotation of a GenBank genome assembly.